UUCUGUCUGUAAAUUGGAAGAAGAUGAACCAGACAGUGAUCGGAGAGUCCUGUGAUACAUUUAGAAAGCAUUCUAUUAAUUCAACUAACUUCGUUUAAUAUCAAAGCACGUAUUACUUUUGUUUUCUAUCUAUGCUGCUGUCCAAUUGGUCGCGAUAAUGCACCCAUAGUUUGCCUACCGCCAAUAAAAUUCAAAGAAGAAGAAGAGCCGGCCAAUCACGUGGCUUCCUCAAAACAUUAGGAACAUCUACUUCAAUCAUAGCUAGCUACUUGGAAGCAAGGAACAGUACAUAUUUUCCAGUACGGGAAAUACAACAUGAAGUCAGUAUUAACGUUAGUUACUUUGUUGAUAUUGACGGUUGCUGCACACUUGAGUUUACGACAGGCCUACACGCUACGACGACGGCAUUUCUGCUUAACGCUAGUUAAGUUUUAACUUUCUUUUAACAAAUUCAGAAUCAUUAACGUUAGGUUAAAUUACAUAGCUUUGUUACUAAAAGACGGAUGCACUGGACACGAAGAUGGAGGUGUCUGUUAAAGGGAAGGUCAAAAGGAGGCACCUGAAUGCAGCGGAGUGUGAUGAACUGGGACGAAGUGCAGAGGGAACUGAUGCCCUCACCCAGCCCCACGCUGUCAACUAUGGCCAGGACAACCGCAACCCUAACCUGCGGCUUUACCCCAGGACACCCACCAAGCGACGGAAGUGUGCAUCUGCCUCAGGAAGUCCUGCGGGACAACAGAAGGGCAUCGGCGACUUCUUCUCUGUGACUGGAGUCAUCAGUUCCAGUCUGCACAAAUCCUCCCAGCCAUGCUCGUCCACAUGCACAAAUGAACUCAGUAGAGAGCUUUUUCCCAAAGAAGAGCCAAAGGUUGUGAAAGAGGAGGAUGAAUAUGUCAGCCUGUUAGCUGGUGCAAUGGCGCCAGAACCUGAAGCAGAGGAGGAAGAGGAGGUUGAUGAUGUAAGCCUGUUAGCUGCUGCGAUGGUUCCGGAGCUUGAGACAAAGCAGGAGGAGGUGGUGGAUUAUCUGGAGGGAAUGACAGCAGAGAUGUUUGGGGAUGAUGAUGAAUUUGCCCAAUGUAACAGUGAUUUUCACAAUGAGGAGGAGGUGGAGGCCCUCCCAGACGCCCACUAUGGGCUCUUCGGCAGCAGCAAGGUCCUGCUGCAGCCCCAGGGUUGCAUGGAUGACCUUCCAGAGGAAGUGCUGAGGCAAGUGCUGUGCCUAGUCCCUGCCAAGGACCUCUACCGCAAUGUCAGCCUUGUCUGCCAUCGCUGGAGGAACAUCGUCCAGGACACCAAGUUUGUCCCCUUCAAGAAACAGUACUUCCGCUACAUGAUGAGGGAGAAGAAUACAGUGCUGGAGAUCUUCUCCAUCCUGAAGAACAGCCGCAUUAGAGAUCCAGCAUCAUCACAGCACAGCAUACGAUACCUUGUUGUUUUAAUGGCCCAGCAUAAGGUUGGAGAGUGGGUCAGGCCAGAGGACGUUCUGGAGUGUGUUAAGAGACAUCGCCUUUUUCCUCAGGCUGAGGCCUCCAUCAGAUUACGUCUUCCUGAUAUUCAGAAGUGCUUUAACCUUGGCAUUGAGGGUCCCAACCCGUACGCGGCCAUGGCUGUCAUAUUGAUCCUAAGUGAGAGUGUUGUUGACGUGCAGGCCUUGGUGUCUCUACUCACUAGCUGCAUGUCAGACACCGCCAUCACGGAGUACCUCAGUCACAUGGCCAUGAUGUUGCUCGCCUUAAAGAGGAGCAACAUCCAGAUUAGUAACAGGCUGCAUUACAACAUCUACUACGUACUUCACCUGAUGGAGAACGGCCCCUUUUCAGUCAGCUCCAGUCAGAGUGGGCAGCCUGAGAUUCAUCUCACACAUGAACAGCAGCAGAUCCUCAGUCACGACAUCCAGAAAGACCAUGUGGUCAAGAUUGUGGCUUUUGCAGGUACAGGGAAGACAACCACAUUGGUAAAGUACGCUGAGCGGCGACCACACCUCCGCUUCCUGUAUGUGGCCUUCAACAAGUCAGUGGCCAGUGAGGCGCAGCGCCGCUUUCCCAGAAAUGUGGACUGCAAGACUGUCCACUCGUUGGCCUUCAACAAAGUUGGGAGGAGCUACCAUUCCUGUCAGAAGCUGACCUUUAACCUGAAGCCAUUCGCUCUCAACUCUGUUCUGCCUGAAGGCCGCGGUGGCUUUGCCAAAGCCAAAGUGGUGGCCACAACUCUCAACACCUUCAUGGCUUCAACGGACCAGACUAUCACUACCAGGCAUGUCCCCAGCACCCGCAUAAUCAAGAAGCGCCACAGGGUGGUUAUAGAAGAAAGUGAAAAACAGUUGUUUGUCCACGACGCGCAGACAAUCUGGAAUAAAAUGAAGGAUCUCAAUGAGAAAAAACAUGACGCCUUCUACAUGACCCACGAUGGUUACCUCAAGUUAUGGCAGCUCCAAAUCCCGAAGCCCCAGUUGUCUGACCAAUACGAUGUCCUCUUCAUCGAUGAGGCCCAGGACUGCACUCCAGCCAUCAUGGAUGUGCUUCUCUCUCAGCGCUGUGGGAAAAUCCUGGUUGGAGAUCCUCACCAGCAGAUCUACACCUUCAAAGGAGCCGUCAAUGCCCUGCACACUGUCGACCACACACACAUCUACUACCUGACACAGAGCUUUCGGUUUGGUGCUGAGAUUGCCUAUGUGGGUGCCACCAUCCUCAAAGUGUGCAAGAGAGUACAGAAGAUUCUAGUUGGAGGAAAGCAAAAAAGCGGUGUGUGUGACGAGACUGCAGAAACGGUUGAAGCAGCCAUAAGGACGGGUGUCAGUCAUUGUCAGGGGAAGAUGGCCAUCUUGUCAAGAUGCAAUCUCAGUGUGUUCAGCGAAGCCGUCCGGCUCACCGAUGCCAACCCGCUCUGCCGGGUCCACUUCAUAGGAGGUGUCAAAGGUAUCGGCCUCAAUAGGAUCCAGGACAUCUGGCAGCUGAUGCAAGGGCCAGGCCGACACCCACAAUUUAUCAGGGAUCCCCUUAUUCGCUCCUUCGCCAAAAAAAAUCGAAAUGCCUUCUGGGCCCUGAAGGCGUAUGUCACGCAGACCGAGGACAGGGAGCUAGAGGCCAAACUCAGCAUUGUUGAAAAAUACAGAAGUCGAAUCCCCGAACUGGUGACGCGCCUGGAAAGGUGUUUUGAAAAUGACUUUCACAAAGCAGACUUCAUAGUCGGAACAGUCCACAAGGCUAAAGGUCUGGAGUUCGACACUGUGAUGGUCUCCGAUGACUUUGUCAAGGUUCCAUCUUCGAGACACAACCUGCACUUCUAUCCCGACUUCUCGUUCGCUAACAUUCCUGAUGAUGAGUGGAACCUGCUGUAUGUGGCGGUGACUCGUGCCAAGACCUCCCUGAUCAUCACUAAGAACAUCCGCCACAUCCUCACAGUGGCUGGGGAAUAUUUCCUGAAGUCGGAGAUGCCCAGCUCCUUGCAGAAGGAGGGCAAGUGUCUCCCGUGCUCCGUCACAGACUGUCCCAACUGCACCACACCCGGCUCAGCAUUCACCAUGCACAAACAACCGAUGAAAUGUACCGAUGGUGUGUUUGCCGGCGGCCCGUUGUGCGAGAGGUGUGUGUGGACACGCAUCGGGCCAACUGCCUUCCUCAUGACUGAUGACGUGCUCUCGAUGGCUGAAAUACCACGAAGACUCGGCCCGCCUGACCACCACGUGAUGCUCCUGGCGCUUUUCUAACACUGCUUAUCUUGUCUUGUGUAUUGUUGGAAAAGGACUUUGAGGUCACCUUUUUAAAAUGCUGACCAGGACGUGAACAGCCAGGAAUAACGUCAGGUGUUCGAUCACCCAGAGACACUGAAACAGACUGUUUUGUAAUUUGUUUUAAUGUGUAUUUUCCUCUCUGAGUUAAAGGGACCUGGAUGUUAUAAUAUCGGUUGAGAUUCCCCUUCAGAAGGCAAUUAACCGACUAUAGCUUCCAGUGGCCGUCGGUAGAGGACUGAGAUUUUGUGAUUGUGUGACACUGUUUGGUUAAAAAAAAAAAAAAAAAGACAACUACUGGCCCACUUGUCUACUUUUAUUUAAAAAGAAACAAAACAAUGUUUUGUGAGCAUCUUUCUUCUUUAAUCAAGUCUGGGUUUUUGAUGACAAUUUUUUUUUGACUUUUUGGUACUUUGUGGUUAAAGUGUGUAUUAUGACCUUUUUAAAAGUAGCUGACAAGAUAAAACUUCAUUGCAUUUCAUUAGUUGUUUUGGAUGUAGCAUUAACAGUACUCCACAUUGAGUUGUAAGGCAGACAAUGCACAAAUGACGGCACUUGGAUUUACUGAAUUCUGUUCUUCCUGCCAAACAGCUGCUACCAAUUAGCCUCAGCUCCUUGGAAACACUGUCUGACAGCAUUUCCAGUCAGGGAAAAAUACAAAAAACAAAAGCUUUUCAGUACAUUAGACAAAAAUGAGAAUUAAUUAUUAAACAAGUAUUAAAGUACUAAGUCGUGUUCAAGAGGCUCCCCUAGGCUGAGAAAGAGAUUUAUUUAUCAGCAAAGUGUGCUGACAACCAACAUCUCUUAUACAAUGUAAAUGCUGUUACAUUGUUAAAAUUUUCUCCUGGAGUCUAUCUACACUGGUGUAUGUGACCAGCUGUGAGUGACCAGAGAAUGUAACAGGAAGUCUGCUGUGCACAUUUGUUGCUGAGCAAGUUGUUUUGUAUUACUUUAUAUAAAGAAGUUUACUUAAAGAACUGGAGAAAUCAAACGUCAUUCCAGACAAAAUUAUAUUACUCUUACAUAAAAUGUACACAUAGUUUUCACUUGAAUGCUUCAGAAUAUUUUUAAUUCUCAUACAAAGGUGGACAGUGGAGAGCAACAAGAAAUACUGGAAUAAGACAAGAGGGAUGACCAUUAUAAAACUGGGAAAACACUGAAAUUCACAAGUAGGCAUGCAUAACAACACUGAUAAAAAACAAAACAUGCUUGAAUUAAAAAAACAACUAUUAAAUAUACAAUUGUCCAUACAUAUCUGACAUGUCUGGAAAUGAUAUAUAUUUUAGUAACAGUGAUUUAUAAUACAUUGAAACACCUCAUAUAAAAGCUUUACUUGUGUCAUACAUCGUAUCUAUGCUGAAUACAGCUAGUUGCUAAAAGCCAAGAAUUGCUAACAGGGUUUAUACUUUACAUCAUGGGGAGACGAAUUCAUAAAGAGGAAGAUUCCAUUUGUGAGACACUAUCCACAACAAACUAAGUGACUCAUUUAAAUUUAGACAGGGGCGGCACGGCUCAGGAGGUAAAGUGGCUAGUGUCUAGUAAUCGGAAGUGUCCUUGAACAAGACACUAAACCCCUAACUGCUCCUGAAGAGCAGGUUGGCACCUUGUAUGCACCCGUGUAUGAAUGUUGGCAUGUGUUGCAAAAUACUUUGAGCGGUCAGUAGGCUAAAAAAGUGUUACAUACACAAAAUAAAAUGGAUUGAUAUAAAUGCAGCCCUUUUAUCAGUUAUCAGGGGAAGUGGGUGUUAACUUCCUUUUGCAUGAACAUCCAUUAUGCUACUGUAAUCAUGGCCAGUAUCUAAAUUGUUAAAGUAUUUCGUUUGGAGAUUGACGUCAAGACAUUGCUCUAACCACUGACGGGGGUGGUUCUUCUCACCAACAUCCACUGCUGAGCAGUUAUAGCUGAUAACAAAAUAUCAAGGAAGGUUUUUUUUAGAAUUUGGGGGUUUUCAACAAGCUGGGGACAUUUUCUUUUCUAUAAUUAACAACAUUUUUCUACACUUAUUCCAGUAUUUUUAGACUGCGUAGUUUUACACCAUGGUGAUUAAAUUCUGGCCAGAGGCCUGAACAACAUGAACUGGUGUUUUUCAUUAAACCAUUACAACAUAAUGACCACCUGUUGCAACAGCUGUCUGUUGGAGUUAGAUUCAAGGAAGUAGCUCUGGUGGGAGAGCUGGUCAUCCAGGGUCUACCCUGGUUACCCGAGACAUUGUAUUUGGAAAGACACCUUGCUGUUGAGUUUUUCAAAUGUAUUUCUUUUAGUGCUUUCAGCAGCACAAACAAAAUCCCAUUCAUCCCGAUUGUACUGAAAUGGCGGCAAAAGUUUCAGAGCCGGAUAUCUUAAAAUCUCAGGAGAUAAGAUAAAACUACCUGACCCCGUUAAUGGGGUGAAGUGACAAAAUGCGUUUUUGGAUUUUGGUUGGACACACGUAAGUAUUGACAUUAGUCAGUGCCUCUGGCUCAGUACCAGCUGCUAACAGAUUUUGUAACAUAAAAAAAUGUGGAAAAAGUGAAGCGCUGUGAAUACUUUCCGGAUGCACUGUAUGUUUGCUAAUUAGCCUAGCUUAGUUUACAACUAGUCAUACUAGCCUUUGGCUCUUUAAGUAGGUACUUAGCUA
Messenger RNA from Siniperca chuatsi (mandarin fish), 6345 nucleotides. It is a transcript of the gene fbh1, whose product is annotated as F-box DNA helicase 1. The coding region runs from base 521 to 3706 and encodes 1061 amino acids. Gene Ontology annotation, biological process: replication fork processing; double-strand break repair via homologous recombination. The transcript has 22 exons. Lineage: Eukaryota; Metazoa; Chordata; Actinopteri; Centrarchiformes; Sinipercidae. Gene Ontology annotation, cellular component: nucleus. Gene Ontology annotation, molecular function: protein binding; DNA binding; hydrolase activity. The record is from RefSeq and is a predicted model, not a curated record.